CAACAGGCCUCAUUUGCCAGGUGAGCCUCGCUCGGACACCAGCGCGCAGACGCCUUGGCGCGGGGCGGGGCCGCAGGGCGGGACCAGUGCGCCUGCGCUGCCAGGGCUGGUGAGACAAAAGGGAGGAACCCUGCCGGCCCCGCCCUUCAGCUCCGCCCCGAGCGGCCAGCGCGGGCGGGCGUCAGGUUCCCGCGGCCUCGCGCCCCCUCGGUCUCUGCUGCUGCUGUCGCUGUCGCCGUCGCCAUGUACCCCGCGGAUCCUCCGGCCGGCUCAGCCCUGCAUCGGGCUCCACAGUGCGGCCGCCGUCCCCCGCCGGGGCACCCUGCCGAGGCGCCGCGGCCCCCAGCGCCUGUCCCGAGCUCCGCUGCGCGCCCCCAGCCCCCAGGGCCGCUGCCGCGGUCCGGCGUGGCGGUAAAGAUGGCCUUCCGCAAGGCCUACUCCAUCAAGGACAAGCUGCAGGCCAUCGAACGUGUCAAGAGCGGCGAGCGACAGGCCAGCGUGUGCCGCGACUUCGGCGUGCCCGGAGGCACGCUGCGAGGCUGGCUCAAGGACGAGCCCAAGCUGCGCUGGUUCCUGGACCAGCUGGGCGGCGAGGUGGGGACGCAGCGCAAGAAGAUGCGGCUGGCCAAUGAGGAGGAGAUCGACCGCGCAGUGUACUCGUGGUUCCUCGCGCUGCGCCGGCAUGGCGUGCCGCUGUCGGGGCCGCUCAUCCAGGCGCAGGCCGAGGCAUUCGCACGCCAGAUCUAUGGGCCCGAGUGCACCUUCAAAGCCAGCCACGGCUGGUUCUGGCGCUGGCAGAAGCGCCACGGCAUCUCCAGCCAGCGCAUCUAUGGCGAGGUGGAGCCCCCAUCCGCGGGGCCCGCGCCUGGCCCACCAGUCAAAGCAGAGGCUGCUCAAGCCCCCAGCGCCGGCCCACUGCCGGCCCGGACUCCCGCCGCGCCGUGCCCCAUCGAGGCUGGUUACGGUGACGAGCAGAUCUACAACGCCAACGUCACUGGCCUCUACUGGAGGCUACUUCCGGAGCAGGCUGCGCCCCCGGGUGCCAGGGACCCCGGGGUAGGGGGAUGCGGCUGGCGCGCCGACCGUGUGACAGUGCUCUUGGCUGCCAACCUGACUGGCAGUCACAAGCUGAAGCCGCUGGUCAUCGGGCAGCUGCCUGAUCCGCCCAGCCUGCGCCACCACAACCAAGACAAGUUCCCUGCCUCCUACCGCUAUAGCCCCGAUGCUUGGCUCAGCCGUCCGCUGCUUCGAGGCUGGUUCUUCGAGGAAUUUGUUCCAGGCGUCAAGCGCUACCUCCGCCGAAGCUGCUUGCAGCAGAAGGCAGUGCUGCUUGUUGCCCACCCUCCCUGCCCCAGCUGGGCCACCAGGAUGCCCUCUCUGGAGGAGAGCGAGGAGACCCCCAGGCGGUGCCGGCCGGAAUCCCUCGGACCCCCAGAGGAGCUGCAGACACCCGACGGUGCUGUGCGGGUGCUCUUCCUGUCCAAGGGCAGCAGCCGGGCACAUAUCCCCGCACCUCUGGAACAGGGUGUGGUGGUGGCCUUCAAGCAUCUAUACAAGCGGGAGCUCCUGCGGCUGGCCGUGUCCUGUGCCAGUGGCUCCCCACUGGACUUCAUGCGCAGCUUCAUGCUCAAAGAUAUGCUGUACCUCGCUGGCCUCUCCUGGGACCUGGUGCAGGCAGGCAGCAUUGAGCGCUGUUGGCUACUGGGCCUGCGGGCUGCCUUUGAGCCCGAGCAGCAGCCGGCCCACCAAGCUGAGGAAGCUGCGGAGCACAGCAGGUUGCUCAGUGACCUCACACAUCUGGCAGCACUGGCUUACAAGCGCCUGGCACCUGAAGAGGUGGUUGAGUGGCUGCACCUAGAUGAUGAUGGGGGCCUCCCUGGUGGCUUCAGUGAGGAGGUGGGCCCUGCCUGGCCCCCUGCACUGGCACCUGCAGCCCCACCAUCCCCAGCCAGUCUGCCCUCUAGCAUGGGAGGUGGAGAGGAGGAGGAGGAAGCCACAGAGCAUGGAGGGGUAUUGGUGCCUACUGCAGGGGAGGCCAUCUGGGGGCUAGAAACAGCUCUAAGGUGGCUAGAGAGCCAGGACCCCAGGGAGGUGGGGCCAUUGAGGCUGGUGCAGCUUCGCUCACUCAUCAGCAUGGCCCGGAGGCUUGGGGGGAUUGGGCCUUCCCCAGCAGCUCCUGAUGACGGUGUGUGACCAUGCCACCCUAGUGACCUUUUCCUGCUGCAAUUGCCCAACUUCCCUGUGGUAGCCUACCCAAUGGGUUCAGGGGACACAGGUCCCAGCCCAGCUUGGGCUCUGUUGGCAAAGGGUCAUCCUGCCCCAGUAGUCCACAGGCUCUUAGGGAGGAUUGCUGAAGGAGGGCCCAGGCUGAUCCUUCUCCCUAGGCAGGUAUACACAUGCGGUUCCCUCACACACACUGGGCACAUGUUAUCCAAGUGUGCACUGGGCACACACUGUCAAAGAGUAGUUGGCUGUGUUCCCACCCUCGCCCCUGUGGGGCUCACACCUCCUCUUCUUUACCCAGCCUGUCAUAUGCACUGGAUGAGACUGUCUGCAGCCCUGGUGCUACAUGGUCCCAUCAUCUCAGUAGGGAAGCACACUACUUGGUUGUUUUUUUUAACACAUUAAAUUUGUUUCUAAAGAGUCUUCAGAGGGGCUAUGAGAAUAGGGGAAGAGUAGGGUGGUCUUGGCUGCUUUUGGCCUUGAUCUGGAAGCUGCUCUCCAGCCACCAGCUCAGGCUCACCUGCUUAUAAUGGAGUGGGGAGAGGAUGGAGCCCAGUACUUCCUGAAGUUCUGGAUGCAGAUUUCUGUUCUACUUGGGUUGCUAUCUCUUUAAGAAAAUUCCUUUCUGAACAGAUCUUUUAUUCCAUGAGGUUGCCAAGUUGGAUAUGAGUCCUGUGCUUUGACCAAUGUCAGGACAAGCUCCUCCAGUUUCCCAUUGGCCAUAGACCACUUUAGCCCCAGUACCCAGAGCCAGCCUCCUCAUCUACCUGGAAGCACUGGCAGCACCCUGGGGACAAUCCACAGUGCCUUAGUUCCAUUCCCUUACCCCCCCUGCUCUUCCUGCUCACCUUCCCACACAUACUUUUCCACCUUCUGGUACUACCAAAGUUGUGGCUGAGGAGCAACUUCUGGUUAGCCCCAUUUCAAAGAGAAAGGAAAGAAUUCAAGUGAUUGUCUAGCUCUUACACCAUUCUGACCCUCUAGUUCUAGGUCCAAAAUCUUGCUAGAGUGGUCUGGGGACAAGAGAUACCCAUGUGUCCUGGGGGGCUUGCCACCUUUGCAGAGAUACUGCCAUGAGUCCUUGUUUCUGCAGGAGGCUAGCUCUAAGGAGGCUGCAUGCUCCUAAUGCUCUCCCUUUGUCCUGACCCAAUAUCCUCCUAACAGUCUGAAUCUUGAAAACAUGGAGUUGGUGAGUGUGCGGAAGCUGCAUGCAGAUGGUAUGUUUAUGGAAGGGAAGGGCUGUGCACCAGUCUGGCAGUGGGGCUGCAGGGUGGGUGGGGGUUCUCCCUAAAGCAAUUUCUACACCAAAAACAAACAGUUCCUUGCAAACCCCACCCCCAUAAAUACAUAUGCAUAUCUCAAAUCUGAGAGCUGAGGGAAGGUGUGGAAAGUUUGGAAACCAGAAUUGAGGCUCACCUAGCUGGAUUCAGGCAGCAGCCUCUAUCUGUGCCUGCCAGGGCCUCUCUGAACCUGCAGAGCCUGGGGCACUCAGGGCUAGCUGAGGGUCUUUGGCUCAAGCAUCUGGAGCUACACUUAAGGACAUCUAAUGCCUUUACACCUACAGCCUUCAGUCAGCCAAGGAUAGGGGCUGCCACUCUGAGGAGAAAUGGGCCUUGGCCACAAGCACAUGAGGGCUGUAUACCUGGGCCUUGAUACAUAUGCAGCCUGGAUGGCCUCUGAUAGCAGCCUUUUGGCCUGGCUUAUCAGAGUUGCUUCAUUGGUAAGGUUUCCGUUUCAUCUUCCUAUUUUGGCCUGAGCCAGGUAGGCUUGAGACAGUGUCUAAGAAGGGUAGGGGUGGGGGGGUGUCCAGAGCAAGACCUCUCACUGGUCUCUCCACCUGUCUUAACCUUCUCAUCUGGGCCCUCAAGGCCUGGGAGAAGGCUCUGGCCUAUCCCUGGGCCACUAUUGGCCACUGUACAAGCAAGGCAGAUGUUAGCUCACAGGUAAUGAGUCUGCCAGCAUUUGCUAGGCUGGGAAACCCACCAAAAGGCUCAAAAAGUUUGUUGGGCUGGGGGUGUUAGAGAUAGAGCACCUGAAUAACAUGCAUGAGGGUCUGGGUUCAGUUCUCUAAGAUACAAACAAAAGGUGUCCUCUUUAUAGAUUGAGACACAUUAGUGUUCCUAGGAUGCCAAGGCAGAGGUUCCAGUGGCUGAGCCCUGCUGUGGAGAAGGCUGCUUUGCCUGGGCACUUGGCCCUGUAAGCAGCCCAAUGAUGAGACCCUGAGGCCCCACAGUGGUGUACAGAUAUAUCAUGGGAACCUCAGCGCCAUUUGUAGCUCUGCCACUGGCUUGAAGCUCACUGGGCUCAGCUCAAUGUCUUUGAAGUGAUGAGGACCCCUGCUGUGUGGCAGGAACACUUUAGGAGGGCUGUACAGUCUCAGGGCUGCAUACCUGCAUACCUGGCCUGCUCCUCACUGCCAUUCCCUCCUGGGCCCUCUGGGCAUUUUUGGUUGCCACCUUGGUUUGAGCCAACAUGAGGCAGCUAGGGAGCUGAAGUGACAAUUCCUUUUGGCAGCUUUGGCCACUUGCCAUGUACCAGGCACCACACUGGAAACUGGAUUUCUUGUCUUGGAGGAUUUUGCCUGGUCCCUGCAAAAAAUGUGGGGGCAUAAAAAGGGUGGGCAGCUGUCCUCACUGGGCAGCUCUGUUCAGGGCCCUGUGAUGAGACUUGGGGGCAGAUUGCUGCUCUUGCAGUUCAUGGCCCUUACCUCAGGGUCAUCAGGGCUCCUGGGCUGAGGAAGGGAGAGCACAAGCACAGAAUAUUGGGCAAGUACAGAUUCUGUUGAAGCCACUAUCCAGCUGCUGUUUUCAGUUAGGAAGAUGGCUUGCAAUGGUCGGAGGCAGCCUCCCCUCAGGGAUCUGUGCACUUGGAGAGUGUAUACCUGGUCAUCAGCUGGGCUGUGGAUGAAGCAGAAUGUGGUGGAAAAGGAUAGGGAGCACCCCUCUAAGGGCUAGUCACUGGGACCUGCACCCUGAUACUCCCUAUGGGAAUUGCCUGUAGAGAGCCCCUCUGGGGCUUAGCAGUCAUGGCCCUUGCUGACUGUGCCCAAGAGUGAAGCUUAUGCAUACCAAGAGUGUGUCCUCAUAAGGACUGUGGCCUUGUGGGUUCAUGCUAUGUUGAGAGGCCUUCCUUUAACAGUCAACCUUGCUCUUAGCUGAGUUCAGAUGCCCCAUGGCACUUGCAUAAUAAAGGUGGAAUAUAUCAAUUUCA
This is a messenger RNA of Heterocephalus glaber (naked mole-rat), 5433 nucleotides long. It is a transcript of the gene Tigd5, whose product is annotated as tigger transposable element derived 5. Gene Ontology annotation, molecular function: DNA binding. Gene Ontology annotation, cellular component: nucleus. Lineage: Eukaryota; Metazoa; Chordata; Mammalia; Rodentia; Bathyergidae. The record is from RefSeq and is a predicted model, not a curated record.